Molecule: messenger RNA, 2052 nt
Organism: Punica granatum (pomegranate)
Lineage: Eukaryota; Viridiplantae; Streptophyta; Magnoliopsida; Myrtales; Lythraceae
Source: RefSeq, a predicted model, not a curated record
UUCUUCCAGAGCUUCACCCCAACUGUACACCUCAUCGUACGGUUCAGUUUCGAAGCUGUGAACAGGAAGAGUCCUCGGUCGAAGACAUAGUCAGUAAUGGGCUCCCCCGAGAUCCGACACCGUUAAAGCCCCCACGUCCCAGCUCCGAUCCUCUGCUCAGACGAAGUUCACCGGUUAAUCGAUCGGUUCCUCUUCCCCGGAUUCCCAUGAACCCGGUCAACGCGCUCGCAGUCGUCCGGAUGCUGACCCAGAACCUCGGUGGGCCGCUGCCGGCGCCCCAACAGCAGCCUUACUACUACACCGCGGGCCCCUUGCAGGGCGACGACAUAUCCUUCGGGUCGGUGUGGUGGUUCGUGUACGCGGGCGUGUCCUGCUUGCUGGUGCUCUUCGCCGGCAUAAUGUCGGGCCUCACUCUCGGCCUUAUGUCCCUCGGCCUCGUCGACCUCGAGAUCCUCCAGCGCAGCGGCACCCCCGACGAGAAGAAACAGGCCGCUACCAUUCUUCCAGUAGUCAAAAAGCAGCAUCAGCUUCUUGUGACAUUGCUUCUGUGUAAUGCUGCUUCUAUGGAGGCCCUUCCCAUAUACUUGGACAAGCUUUUUAAUCAGUAUGUUGCUAUUGUGCUCUCUGUUACGUUUGUUUUGGCAUUUGGAGAGGUGAUUCCACAAGCAAUAUGCUCUCGAUAUGGACUUGCUGUGGGCGCCAAUUUUGUGUGGCUAGUGAAGAUAUUGAUGGUUAUUUGCUAUCCAAUCGCAUAUCCUAUUGGUAAGGUUCUAGACUGGGUACUUGGUCAUAACGAGGCACUGUUUCGACGAGCUCAGAUAAAAGCUCUUGUCUCCAUUCACAGUCAGGAGGCUGGUAAGGGAGGUGAACUUACACACGACGAGACCACGAUUAUCAGUGGAGCACUAGAUUUAACUGAGAAGACUGCUGAGGAGGCUAUGACGCCCAUCGAAUCUACUUUCUCUUUAGAUGUCAACUCAAAGUUGGACUGGGAAGCAAUGGGGAAGAUUCUUGCUCGUGGUCACAGUCGAGUUCCUGUCUAUUCUGGGAACCCGAAAAAUAUUAUUGGGCUUCUAUUGGUCAAAAGUCUUCUCACUGUACGACCUGAAACAGAGACCCCUGUCAGUGCUGUUUCCAUCAGGAGAAUUCCACGGGUUCCUUCAGAUAUGCCCCUGUACGAUAUCUUGAAUGAGUUUCAGAAAGGCAGCAGUCACAUGGCUGCGGUGGUUAAAUCCAAGGGCAAUAAAGCAAAGAAUCUUCCACCAACUGCUGAAGCAGACAAUGUGGAGGAAAAUAGAGCUGCUUCAGGAGAUUCUCAGCUGACAACUCCUUUGCUUCCGAAACAAGAUGAGAAAUUCGAUAGUGUUAUCCUCGACAUUGAGAAGGCUCCAAGGGCUCUGAAAGUGAACGAUGCAGCUAUUAAUGGAAUUCCUCAGGCUCACUCUUCAGAGGAUAUUGAAGAUGGUGAGGUUAUUGGGAUCAUUACCCUCGAAGACGUGUUUGAAGAACUUCUCCAGGAAGAGAUUGUCGAUGAAACAGAUGAAUAUGUUGAUGUACAUAAGAGAAUCCGAGUAGCUGCAGCUGCAGCAGCAUCUUCUGUUGCGCGAGCCCCAUCUCUUCGGAGGUUAAACGCCCAUAAAGGAGCAGGAGCGCAAGGCAAGCACGGGCAAAUCUUGAGAAAACCUGCAGAGGACGACUCAAGUUCUGUGAGGACACAAGGAAUCCAGGUGGGGUUCUCACAGCAGUAAUGGGAACAAGAAAUAACAUGCUUUUACUCGUCAUAAUACAAUCAGAAUUCGGGGAAGAUUUUGAUUCCACCGCGAGUGCUGAGGAGAUGCUUCUGCUUCUGCAUGCAUUUAUGUGACUUUACAGAUGGAGUCUGCUAUGUCCGUUGAGCAAAAGCAGAAGCAUCCUGUAUUUUUUGAAUUAAGUCCGUAGUUACAGUUCUGUAAGGAGUCUCGUCAUCUGAUAGUCGAUUCUGAUAUUGAGAGAGUUCUUUUGAGGUAUCUGUUCUUUCGCUGUUAUAUACCAAAGAGAAGCUUGUCGAUCCUA